UGCCUGCAGCCAAGACUAUUCGAGUUCAAGUGGUCAUUUAUGUUAUAACAUACAAAUAAUGCUAUAAAAAUUGUUGAUGUAUGAUUGUUUCUAUUGAACAUAUUUUAUAAUAAAUGGAUCAAUGGCUUUCCACCAGGGGGCUUAUGGGUGGAACUCCCACAGAUCUUACUUUCACUUUUCAUUAAAAUACUUUAUGCUGUGAAAAGAACAUUUGACAUAUUUGGCACAUCAACAUUUCAGAUAUUAUUGACUGACAAUUAUGCCUAACCAAAUCAAAUUGUUGAUCUUAUUGUGUUCGACAAAGGCUGUGUUCUCCAUAACCAAGAAUGGUCCUUGCGAAUUGGGAGGCGAAGUUGUGUUGACGCCGGACUCUGUGACUAACCCCCCCUCAUCAAUCCUAUGGAGGCUGGGGCUGAACAAGGUGGCAGACUUUGAAGCGGAUUUUGGCCCUGAGGUAACCUACUAUGGUGACUUCAACGGCCGCACAACCCUAGAUACAACUACUGGAGUACUGACAAUCACCGGGUUGAGGAAAACAGAUGAAGGGGUGUACUCUGUGGAGUUUAACAGCAAACGGCUUGAGAAGACCUAUACAUUAUCUGUUCUCAAACCAGUCCCCAAACCAGCUAUCAAUGUUUCCUGCGAUGACAACAAAAUCUCCUGCACUCUGACCUGUGAUGGUGACACAGCUGGUGCUGAACCAGUCACCUACUGGUGGAAAGUGGGAGAGGACUGGGAGCGGAUUGGCAAGUUACUGACUGUCAGUAAGAGUGACAGUAAACUCCAUCAAAAUGGUUACACCUGCAAGCUGAAGAAUGGUGUUAGUGAGAAAGACAGUGAUCCAGUGGGACCGUUGUUUGACCCAAGAGAAACUCUCUUAACUACCAAGGCCAAGGAUUAGAGGAGCCAGUAUUUUAGGAUGGUGCUGAUAUCCUGACCCUAAUCUUACAUAAGGACAUCCAAGACAUCUGCUCUGUUACCGUCUGGAAGGAGGUACUGGACCCACAGGGCUCUGAGACUAUGUCUGUACCCAAGCAUUUCUACAGUCCACAAACCCUACUGAAUACUCAUAUACAAUACAAGCCUUCCUAUUUCUCAAUUGAAACAUGUAUCUUUCGAUAUUUGGACAAAUACAUAUGUUUUCUCAAAUUAAGUUAUGGUUUGAAUGUAGUUGUAAUAGAAUAUAUCUUUCAUAUAGAUAUUAACUUGUUUAAAAUAGUUGGAAAUGUAUUAUUAUUAUUUUAUCUAAAAAGUAUAAAACUAUAAACAGUGUUUUGGGUUCACCUAUAUCUCUAAAGGUGGUACAGCAGGAUAAUGACCGGUCAAUGUAAGUCAUUGACAACUACUUUGGGUCAUUGGCUGAAUUGAGCUGAAGUAAUCACCAAGUGGUAUAAUCACUCUAUUCUGUCUCCAGAA
Esox lucius (northern pike) is the source of this 1416-nucleotide messenger RNA. RefSeq lists its product as uncharacterized. NCBI's taxonomy places the organism in Eukaryota, Metazoa, Chordata, Actinopteri, Esociformes, Esocidae. The record is from RefSeq and is a predicted model, not a curated record. The transcript has 5 exons. The coding region runs from base 260 to 901 and encodes 213 amino acids.